Molecule: messenger RNA, 1533 nt
Organism: Pygocentrus nattereri (red-bellied piranha)
Lineage: Eukaryota; Metazoa; Chordata; Actinopteri; Characiformes; Serrasalmidae
Exons: 7
Coding region: 335-1228 (297 amino acids)
Biological process (GO): response to bacterium
Source: RefSeq, a predicted model, not a curated record
UACCAGGAUCAAAUGUGAGGCACAGUCUAGUAGCCUGCAAACAGAAGGCAAGCCCAUGAGGUGGGGUUCGAGACUCAAGCUCCAUCCUCAUGCCUGUCUCGCUGUCACUUGCAGCAUUCGUCAGCAUGUGAGGCUUGGACACCACUUUCCCACGCAGUCACAUGGCUGUCGUUGGUGUCCAUGGGUCAACCGACUGCCAGAGUAACUUACAGAGUACCCUUACAUGCAGCGCACACCUUCAAAGUAUCCAAUCAGGUAUGAGCUGGUGUUUCCACUGAACAAACAAGUUCAACAGACCUCAUUACCUCACUGUCUCAUUGUCUGAGCAGCAACAAUGAUCACACUCAUCACCGCUCUCUGCCUAUUUACUACAGAGAAAAGUGGAAUCUCUGGGCUUCAAGUUCAAACUGUGAGGAGAGGAAAUAAUGAGGUCAUAAAAUGUGAUGAAAACAUUGUUAAAGACAAGGAAACUCAUUUAUUAGCUUGGUAUAAACAGAGUUUAGGAAAUGUGCCAGAGUUCAUAUUGAGACACUUUGGACAUGGAGAGAAGCUCAGAUAUCAAUCAGGUUUUAAGGACGGCCGCUUCACUGUGGAUGAAGAAACAUUUGAUCUCAGUAUUAAAGGAAUAAAGGAAGAGGAUGCUGGAACAUAUUUCUGUGGAAAAGUAAAGGCGAAUGCUGUAGAGUUUGGAUCUGGGACUCGCUUGUUUUUUCAAGCUGAGAAGAUCCACCAUCCUCCAACUGAAAUGGUGAUCAAGACUGGAGACUCUGUUACUCUCCAGUGUUCAGUAGAGCCUCUCACUCCAGACUGUUCAGGAGAUCACAGUGUGUACUGGUUCAGACAUGGAUCAGGAGAAUCUCAUCCAGGAAUCAUUUACACUCAUGGAAACAGGAGUGAUGAGUGUAAGAAAAGCUCUGAGACUGAUUCUCCUACACAGAGCUGCGUCUACAAACUCCCCACGAGAAACCUCAGCCUCUCUGAUGCUGGAACUUACUACUGCGCUGUGGCUGCAUGUGGACAGAUACUGUUUGGAAAUCAAACUAAAGUUACUGUACAAGAAAAUAACAGUUGGAGCUUCAUCAUCUCAAUAACACUGAAUGUAAUAUUUGUCAUUGUGAUCGUGGCUCUGAUUGGAGUUCUACAUAAGAGUCGACUAAACGUGCUUCCAACAGCCGUUCAAGACUCACUGAUCAGGCUGAUCACACAGGUCUCUUCAAUGCUGUCCUGAGUUUUGCUAAGAGAGUGAAGGAAAGUCAAGACCUGUAUUCACAGGUGGAAUAUAGCUGAGGGGAAACGGUGCAGACAGCAUCACCACAAUGGAGUCAUCCUCAGAUUUAGCAGAACAUUUGUGUUCUAAUACAAUUUAGAUCAUGUUCAUCAAUCAAAGCUGAUAGUUAAAGAGAUCCACCUACAAAGAAAGAACUGCUGUGGGUCACAGCUUCUUCAGUCAGGCACGGCUACAUGUAACCAAUGUAGUGUAAUUAAGACUCAUUUAAUCUGUGUACUGGAUCAUUUGUACAUCAACUGCAAAAU